CACUACCUCAUCCUCUAAAUCAAAAUUACACACCCAGUUCUACAGAUUUGCUCAUUAUGACUUCAACUCAGGUGCUCGUUGUCGGUGCUGGCCCCGUGGGCCUCUUCACUGCGCUGGCACUUUCUCACAACGGCAUUUCUGUUCGGAUCAUUGAGAAAGCAAGUGGUCCGCACAUUGGCCAACGUGGAGCAGGCAACUUCCCCCGCACUCUUGAAGCAUACCAUUUCCUCGGUGUGCCCGAGAUUGACAGGGAAGGCCAGCUGGCCCCACUCAUGCAGACGCAUACCAUUGGUAAUCUAGAGGUCUUGAAAGAGUUCCGGAUGUCUCCGCAUUACGAGCCGACGCCAGCCAUCCCCUUUAGCAGCCCAAAGAUCAUCGGUCAGAACAACGUAGAGCGAAACCUUAGAUCUCACCUGCAGAAGCUUGGCUGCACCGUCGAGUACGGAACGGAGCUCCGGUCUUUCCAACAAGAUGAAGAAGGCGUGAUAGCGCAAGUCGUGACCAAAGAUGGUGACAUACAGACGGCCAGCACGAUCAAGUCUCAAUUUCUUGUUGGUGCUGACGGCGCCCGGGGUGUUGUUCGUAAGCAGCUCGGGUUGACCUUCCUUGGUGAAACUCGUGACACCACCAGAGUCGUGACUGGUGACAUUCGUUUCAAGUGUCCUGGUUUAUCGAGAGACCGUUGGCAAUUCUUCAACAAUGAUACGGGACACUUCGUUUCUUUCCGCCCCACUGACGAGAUUCUUGGGGGAGACGGCUGGCAACUCUUCAUUGUGGGAGACAAGUACGAUGUUGAUGCCUUGAUAUCAGACAAGGAGGCGCUGUAUUCCGUUAUCAGAGAAACUGUUAAUGCCCCCGUUGAAUUCUUGGAGCUGGUUUGGAUUUCCGAGUUUCGACCCAACAUUCGGAUGGUAGACAAGUUUGGGCAAGGAAGGGCCUUUGUUGCUGGAGAUGCUGCUCACGUGCACAGCCCCACGGGCGGUCAAGGUCUCAACUCUGGAAUUUUAGACGCCUUCAAUCUCGCGUGGAAGAUCGCCCUCGUAGCAAAAGGAAUCUCCCCACUUUCCUUCCUCGACACCUACACGGCCGAACGUCUGCCAGUUAUCGCUCACAUGCUAAACAUUACCACUGCCAUCCUCGACAAGAGCUUUGGCCCGAACCGCGGAACCGUCGAGAGCGCCAUGGAGCGUGGUAGGAUCCUCUUCAUGCUCGGGGUGAACUACCGCACGAGUCCAAUCGUGCUUGAUGAAUUCUCUGCCGGAGUCCCACCUGCACCCGCAUAUCAACUCGACAGAAGCGACGAGUUGGUCGCUGGAGACAGAGCACCCGAUGCGCCUGGUCUCAUCGAGGGAAGUGCGACGGUCAGGCUGUUCGACAUCUUCAAACCCACUCAUCAUACCGCGUUGGUGUUCGCCCCUGACGUCCUGGUCGCGGCCGACGUUGAGAAGGCGCUCGAGCCUUACUCGGCUAUUUCUCGCACUGUGAUCAUUCUGCCCGCAUCGACCAGCUCAGGCGGUGCAGUCACAUCCGCAAGGGUUGUUGUCGACAAAGACAACUACGCUCGUACCCACUAUCUCAUCAAGGACGAGUCCCGAGUCGUCAUCGUGCGGCCAGAUGGUGUGGUGGGUGCUAUUGUGGCGGGAUCGUCAGGUGUUCAGAAGUACUUCAGCUUGAUCCAGGGCCACUAGUGGUGACUUUGACUAUUUAAUGCUUGUAUGCUAGAGCGUAAUUUAGCUCAGAACAUCCACAUUCACUUAGAUGUAUAAACAAGUCUGCCCAUAUGCGAGAAACUGAUUUAUU
Messenger RNA from Coniophora puteana RWD-64-598 SS2, 1800 nucleotides. RefSeq lists its product as uncharacterized. The record is from RefSeq and is a predicted model, not a curated record. The transcript has 11 exons. Lineage: Eukaryota; Fungi; Basidiomycota; Agaricomycetes; Boletales; Coniophoraceae. The coding region runs from base 57 to 1688 and encodes 543 amino acids. Gene Ontology annotation, molecular function: FAD binding.